AGUCCUGUAUGUGCCGUCUUCUGAUACAACUUGAUUGGGACGUUUCAGAAUAAUUUAAGUUCGGUGUUUAUAUUUUUACCUUGUCAGUUGAAUAACACUAGCCAACUAGUCAACAUGAGCCCAGCUAAGGUUUUAACUACCGUUUCUUUAGUUUGCUUAUUUGUUUUAAGUGAGGGUGCUAAGACGAGACCUAAGAAAGUUUAUGGAAGACCCGAAUACUUUCCAGUUUGCUUCCGUAACGAUCCUGAACUCAAUAAAUGCCUAAUAAAUGCUUCGGAACAAGUAAGACCUUAUUUGGCAAAAGGAGUCCCAGAGUUACGACUACCAUCCUUCGAGCCAUUUACGAUUCCUCAAAUAGAACUAGCCCAAGGAACCAGAGCUCUAAAUUUUAGAGCUUUGUUAAGUAACGUUGUAGCUCACGGAUUGACUAAAUAUAAAUUUCAUAGAUUUGAUUUUGAUGUGCCCAAUUAUGAAUUUUUCUGUGAAGCUAAGAUUCCUGGUGUAAGUUUGGAAGGUGAUUAUAGUCUCACUGGACGUAUACUUAUAGCUCCUAUCGAAGGGAAAGGAAAAUUUACUGCUCAUAUUGAUUCAUGUGAUGUGUAUGUAUAUCAAAAGUAUAAAGAAGCCAUUCUGGGUGAUAAUAAAGUCCAUUUGAUGCCUACAAUAACUAACAGUAGUAUCAGAGUGCAGAAACCCUCAAUUAAGUUGGAUGGUUUGUUUAAUGGAAAUGCAGAACUUAAUGCUGCUACUAAUAAAGCCAUUAACGAUAACGUAGAUGAAUUAUUUGCAGAAUUGAAACCAGUCGUUGAACAAACUUUGAGUCAAAUUCUGGAAGACCUAUUAUUCAAAUCGAUUAUACAAAAUAUACCGUUUGCAGAUCUUUAUCCUGUUAAUCCUAGAUUUUCUUGAAUUUUUAUGUAGUUUAAAUUUUUUUAUAUAUUUUUAUCAAUAAAUAGAAUUAUUAUUAUGUUCCAA
This is a messenger RNA of Ceutorhynchus assimilis (cabbage seed weevil), 975 nucleotides long. Lineage: Eukaryota; Metazoa; Arthropoda; Insecta; Coleoptera; Curculionidae. The record is from the annotation of a GenBank genome assembly.